This is a messenger RNA of Salvia splendens (bonfire salvia), 3012 nucleotides long. RefSeq lists its product as uncharacterized. The record is from RefSeq and is a predicted model, not a curated record. The coding region runs from base 1449 to 2885 and encodes 478 amino acids. The transcript has 2 exons. NCBI's taxonomy places the organism in Eukaryota, Viridiplantae, Streptophyta, Magnoliopsida, Lamiales, Lamiaceae.
UUCCAAUCUUUGUUGUUUUCUCUGAGAAGAUGGAUUAUGGGUCCGAUCUUUUCUUCAUUUUCUCAUCUGGGCAUUUCUCUCUUCUCAGAAUGCCCCACUGUGUGUGUGUGUGUGUGUGUGUGUGUGUGUGUGUGUGUCAGUCAGCCAGUGUGUGUGUGUGUGUGUGUUUUUCUUUUGUCUUUCUCUUCUGGGAUAAGUUGAGAUUUAACAGAUGUGAUCUCAAAUUAUUCAAGACAGUUUCUCUCUUGUUUCCAUUUUCCAAAUUCUUGGUGGAAAAAUGUAAAUUUAUCUUCCCAAAAAAAUCUCAAAUUCUUGGCUUUUCUGGUUCAUGGUCAAGAACACUAAUCGGUGUGAUGCUUUAAAGUUGAGAUGUAACUGGUGUGAUCUCUCAUAAUACAAAACAGUUUCUCUCUUGUUACAAAUUUCCAAAUUCUUGGUAAAAAAAGUGAAUUUAUCUUCCUAAAAUCUCAAAUUCUUGGCUUUUCUGAUUCAUGGUCAAGAACACCACUCGGUGUGAUGCUUUAAAGUUGACAUUUAACUGGUGUGAUCUCAAAUAAUACAAGACAGUUUCUCUCUUGUUUCCAUUUUCCAAAUUCUUGGUGAAAAAAGUGAAUUUAUCUUCCUAAAAUCUCAAAUUCUUGGCUUUUCUGGUUUAUGGUCAAGAAGAUUAAUUGGUGUGAUGCUUUGAAGUCCAAAUCUUAUCUUUUCACAAUCUGAUCUUCUGUUGGAGGUGGUGAGUUUUUUUGGCCUAAUGUCAACAUAAGGAAUCAUCUUGAUGGUUUUUUCCUUGCUUAGCUGGAUAAAUGUCGGCUUGAUCUUAUCAAACGAAAAAGUAUUCUUGGAUACUGUUUGGUCUUAUAUGGAUGUGCAAUUUUGUGAUAAAGUUAGCUAGAUUUUUUCAUACUUCUCAAAUUAGGACAGUUUCGGAUUAUAUGACCUCCUCUCAGAGGCUUGUGUGUUUGCUUUUCUUGUUUGAAGAAGGUGGUUCUUGAAUCUUUCUAGUUUGUAGAAAACUAUGUGAAAUGCUUUGGUUUAAGGAUUUUAUAUUUGUGGUGAAGUUUGUGAGGAGUGAUGUCUAUUGCAGGAUAGAACUGUUUGUUUCGUCAUGAUGUUCUUUGAAUUUCUGUGUAAUCUUUGAGUUUUGGAAUAUGAUGUGUUAGUAUGUUUGAUUUUGUAUUCGGAAGAGAGGAUAGUGCGAAGAAAACUAUGCGAAAUGCUCAUGAUUAUUCGUCUUAGGAUUUCAUAUCUGUGGUGAAGUUUGUGCGAGUAAUGUCUAUUGCUGUAUUGCAGGUAUCCACUGUUUGUUUCUUCAUGAUUUUCUUUGAAUUUCUGUGUAAUCUUUGAGUUUUUAAUUGUGAUGCAGCAUGUUCAGUUUUGGAGGAUUUUGAGCUUCUUUAUGCACAAUGCUAACUUGUGUUGUUUUCAGUUCAAGGUGAGUCAGAGCAACUAUGCAGUGCAGUAGCUACACGCCCGUGCAUUGCCACGCGAGAGAUCUGAAUUCCGGUGCAGGUGGCUAUUCUUGGCACCUGUAUGGAGAAGAAAGAGGCUACAACGACACCAUUUUUGUGCCAUCGUCUGAUCAGUACUUAGGUUAUGACAAGGGAAUGGUGAAACAGAUCAUACAGAAUCACGAAGCCACGUUCAGGUUUCAGGUUCAGGAGCUGCACCGGUUACACGGAAGGCAGAGGGACUUGAUGGAUGAAAUGAGAGUGAGACAGCAUUUACUGUCUCAAACAUCAGAAUUAAUCUAUUCCUCGUCUCAUUCCGGGGUCGGAAUUCCUCAUAGGCCUUCUCCUGCAAUAGACUGGCUUCUCGGAAAUCUUUCACCUCGUGAGUUGUCUGAGCUAACAUCAAGGAACGUUCAAGGGCCUAAACGUUUCGUUGCAGAGAGCUUUCUGAGACCUGCAACUCUACAAUCCGAGUGUAGCAUAAGAAGACAUAGCAGCGAACGAAGUGGAAUUGUCGACCUUGAUAUUCCAGCUCGUAUGUACCAAGACGAUCAGGUGAAGCAGUUCAAAGCACCCGAGUUGACAUGUCGUACCCCUGAGAAAAUAUCCGACUUCCAGCAUGCUACUCGUUCAGACUUUGGUUUGACUAAAACAUGGGAUUUGUCGAGAUCCAGUUCAGAUAUCAGGCAAACGUAUUGUUUCAUUGAUUUGAACGAGCCCAUAGAGCCGGAGUCAUUGCCUACAAGUUCAUCUGAUCCUCUUAAAUCGUUCACUGGUCUCGAUAUUGAUUUGAAUUCGUUGCCAUCCUCUGAGACGGCUUUUGAAGACGAACCGAUUGUACAGAACGGAGGCAGUGACAGUUUCUUGAAAACUGAAGGUUACAUCGACUUGAACAGUAGCGUAGCAGACGAGCAUCUGGCUCCAUCGAGCUCCUCUACUCCUGAGCAAAGAUCGUUGAAGGGACCAGUGAGCCCGGAGAACGAGGAGCGUUCGCCUCCAAGAGGAGAAUCUGAAGAUAUUCAACUGGAAUCAUCGGAAGAGCCAUUCGUGGAACUCGAUAACACCACUGCUGCAGAGACUCUGGUCACGAUUUUUUCCUCGGGAGUCGAGGUAGACGCUGAUGUUCUCGAUCCACUAGCAAACUUCAGAAACCUGUGCUGGUUUGCUGAAGUGGUCAUGAAACUCGAGACGGAUGCAACGGAGGAAAACACUCUAAACUCGUCUCGUUUUAGUAAACGCUCUUCCGGGAAGGGCAAGAAGAGGGGGAAGAAGGGCUUCAAACCGGGCAGCGCGAAAACAAGGAAACAAUCCAAGUUAUCAAUGAGCUCGAUCUUGAAGCAGUCCGGUGGUGCUGUCGUGCGGAGCUGGGGAGGGACGAGGAGACGGCAAGGAGGCCGGAGGCGUAGGGAUAGUCGAUUCUUGCUUGUGAUGGUUUGAUUGUAGGACAUGUUGCACAUUGUUAAAAUUAGAUUCUUGACUGGAUGAUGUUGAUGUACAUAUACAAAUGAAUCAGUCUUGCUGCUGUGAUUGAUUUGUUCAGUUAAUUGAGAUUAAUUUGUUCUAA